Verticillium dahliae VdLs.17 is the source of this 711-nucleotide messenger RNA. Its product is annotated as phosphopantothenoylcysteine decarboxylase. Gene Ontology annotation, cellular component: phosphopantothenoylcysteine decarboxylase complex. NCBI's taxonomy places the organism in Eukaryota, Fungi, Ascomycota, Sordariomycetes, Glomerellales, Plectosphaerellaceae. Gene Ontology annotation, biological process: coenzyme A biosynthetic process. The record is from RefSeq and is a predicted model, not a curated record. Gene Ontology annotation, molecular function: phosphopantothenoylcysteine decarboxylase activity; FMN binding. The transcript has a single exon. Bases 1 to 711 code for a protein of 236 amino acids.
AUGAUGAAUCCGGCCGAUGCCGUGGCGGGCGCCCUCCAAGACGGCAAAGCCCACCUGCUGCUCGCCUGCACCGGCAGCGUCGCCACCAUCAAACUCCCCUCGAUGCUGGCCCACCUCGCCCGUCACCCGUCCCUCUCCAUCCGCAUCAUCCUGACGCCCUCGGCAGCGCAGUUCCUCACGGGCACAUCAGCCGAGCAGCCAACCGUCGAGUCGCUGCGCCGCCUCCCCGGCGUCGACGGCGUCUACCUCGACGCCGACGAGUGGGGUCCCCACGCGUGGAAGCGCGGCGCCUCGAUCCUCCACAUCGAGCUCCGCCGCUGGGCCGACCUGCUCGUCCUCGCGCCGCUGUCGGCCAACUCGCUCGCCAAGAUCGCCGCCGGCCUGUCCGAUAACCUCAUCACGUCCGUCGUGCGCGCCUGGGACACGUCUGUCCGCGCCGACGGCACGCGCCGCCGCAUCGUCGCCGCGCCGAGCAUGAACACCAUGAUGUACACCCAUCCGCUGACGGCGCGGCACCUCAAGGUGCUCGAGGAGGACUGGGGCGGCCGCGACGGCUGGUUCGAUGUGCUGCGGCCCGUGUCCAAGGCGCUGGCGUGCGGCGAUGUCGGCGUCGGGGCCAUGAGGCCGUGGGAGGAGGUUGUCGCGCUGGUCGAGGAGAGGCUUGGGUUGUCGGCGGAGGGGGCAUCGCGAGGUGGGAGGAAUGUGGCAUAA